Tachysurus fulvidraco (yellow catfish) is the source of this 1233-nucleotide messenger RNA. RefSeq names its product NK1 transcription factor related 2-like,a (gene nkx1-2a). Gene Ontology annotation, molecular function: DNA-binding transcription factor activity, RNA polymerase II-specific; RNA polymerase II cis-regulatory region sequence-specific DNA binding. Gene Ontology annotation, biological process: regulation of transcription by RNA polymerase II; cell differentiation. The record is from RefSeq and is a predicted model, not a curated record. NCBI's taxonomy places the organism in Eukaryota, Metazoa, Chordata, Actinopteri, Siluriformes, Bagridae. The transcript is spliced from 2 exons. The coding region runs from base 1 to 861 and encodes 286 amino acids. Gene Ontology annotation, cellular component: nucleus.
AUGUUUGAACUCCAGGACCCCGCGCUGAAAACAACAACUAGUCACAGAAUUUCCUUUUCAAUUAUGGACAUUCUGGACCCACACAAGUUCACAGGUAAAAAGCUAGAUGGACUUUUCACAGAGAACAACGAGACGACUUUCUGGAGCACAGAGUUUGGAAACAUGUCCAGUUCACUCUCUGGCAGAGAGACUCCUCAAACGGAGUCGUUAAUUAUCAGUAAUAAUCCAGGUGGGUGCACAGAAGAAGAGCAGUGUAACUCGCUCCUCACACCAGAUGUGGAGACAACCACCUCCCUUGGAGACACACACACUCGUCUCUCGUGUCCUAAUGACCCGGAUGAGGCGGACGGCGAUGAAGAAAGCAGCAGCGUUAACAGUGUUGCAGACGCAUCGGGUACAGAGGAUCCCGCGCGCCGCCGCCGCCGGUCCCGGUCCGAUCAGGGGAGCGCGCGCCCCCGACGCGCCAGAACCGCCUUCACCUACGAGCAGCUGGUGGCGCUGGAGAACAAGUUCCGCGCAACGCGCUACCUGUCCGUGUGCGAGAGACUAAACCUGGCGCUGGCGCUCAGCCUGACAGAGACACAGGUAAAGAUUUGGUUUCAGAACCGCAGAACAAAAUGGAAGAAACAAAACCCGGGGGCUGCAGACAAUAUCCUGCAACCCACGAGCUCGAGCGUGAGUCCGGGUGUGGGACUUUGCGGGUCAGCCGUGGCGGGAUUUCACACUUUCCCACCUUUCAGCGGGGGAAAUGGUAUUUUCCACUCUUCCAGCGUUGUACCAUUAUCAUCAUCUGGUACGCUCCUGCGCCCGUUCUUUUCUAGUGGCUACCUGCAGCCCACCUUCUUCCAGCCUCAUUUAUAAAAGGACGAAAAAGUGACCUGCUAAAUGAAUGGAAGUGGAAUGACGAACAAAACAUAAUCACAGAACUUCAAACUGGUCUUUUUCAUGCCAUUCUGGUAGCUCCAAGACACAAGAUUAUGCAGAACGUAUGCCAAAAUAUUUCCAAGAUAGUUAUUCUAGGACUGAAGAUAAAACCCAUAUAAUUCAGCCAUGAGUCACAUUUUAUAAACUAAGAUCAAACCCUGUUAGUAUUUGAUACAACUGCAGCAAAAUUUAUGUUGUUGCAGGAUGCAUUAGAGGAUCCUCUGAUUUAAAAAGGUGUUUAUUUCAUUGAUUUAAAUCAUGUAUGUCUUAUAAAUGCCAUUAAAUUCAAGUAUUUAACAGUAUAUUCUG